Phycomyces blakesleeanus NRRL 1555(-) is the source of this 1772-nucleotide messenger RNA. Its product is annotated as basic-leucine zipper transcription factor. Gene Ontology annotation, cellular component: RNA polymerase II transcription regulator complex. The transcript has 5 exons. Gene Ontology annotation, molecular function: DNA-binding transcription activator activity, RNA polymerase II-specific; transcription cis-regulatory region binding. Bases 118 to 1428 code for a protein of 436 amino acids. The record is from RefSeq and is a predicted model, not a curated record. Lineage: Eukaryota; Fungi; Mucoromycota; Mucoromycetes; Mucorales; Phycomycetaceae.
AAAAAAAAAGGGAAAAGGAAAAGGAAAAAAAAGGAGGUUUCAAAGCUUUGAUUAAGUUCUUUUUUUUUAAAUAUCUAUAUAUAAGCACACUACUCUCUUUACUUUCCGUAUCAACAAAUGCAGAACGAAAACACACUAAACGUACAGACCUCCUGGAAUCUUAAUGAUGGUGCCUUGGACCUUUUGAAUGAUGCAAUUGUCAGCCACAAUAGAACCCAGCAGAAAAUUAAUGAUAAUGGAUUCUCAGCUGCCCAAAGCACUCUAGCAACUGAAUCUGAUAAAGAUAAAGAAGAAUCUGAUACCUUGUCUGGUUCUAACAAAGCUGGUUUGUCAAAGCGAGUAUUUGAUACAACUGACCAAGCAGACGAGUUGUCUAACUCUGCCGCCAAACGACCUGGACGUAAACCACUUGAUGAAACUAUGGUUAAAGAUGAUUUAGACCCAAAACAAAAACGAAAGGCACAGAACCGAGCAGCCCAGAGAGCUUUUAGAGAGCGCAAAGAGCAGCGGGUGAAUGAAUUGCUUUUGAAGAUCCGGGAAUUAGAAGAGGCCUACAAUAGCAAGGACAUCCAAUUGGCAAAAGAAAAUCUGAUUCUCAAGGAACAACUCAGACAACUCGAACAGGAAAACCUUGCACUGAAAGAUGCGCAGCAAAACGAAAAUACCAGUACUACCAGUACUACUAGUACUACUAAUAUUAGUACCAACACAAGCAUGACUUCGGAGACGAAACCUAAAUCGGAGAUUUAUCCAAUCAGCUACAGCGAGAGUAGCGCUGAGGAUUGCAUGAAUAGUAGUAGCAGCGACAGUUAUUCUCCGCAGUCACAACACAAUCAGGAUGAAGAGGACAUAUCCAGUUCAACAAACACCCCGGUCACGUUUCCCUUGGCGUCUACCGAGAUUAGGUUUAACAACAUCCAGCCCUUCCAAGACUUUGAUUUCCUUUCGCUGCCCAACAACCAGGCGGUUGAUUCUACGCUCAGUGAGCUUCUUCACGGAAAGGGCGAUCUGUUCUCGACCUACCGAGAACCGGUUGAUGACAAUUGGAUUUAUGAAGACUCGCUCAAGGAUCUUUUUGGCCCAGAGUCAGACUUAUUUGGUUUCACAGCACCUGCACCCCACCCUGCUCCUGAAUAUAGCUCUGCUGAUUACAAUGCCCUGGUAGACAAAUAUAUCAUCACACCCGAGUACCAGGAACUCAAGGUAGAAGAUAAGAGGACCUACCUAGCUCAUAAGAUUGGAGAAGCCAACAGGUCUGGCAAACCAAGAGGCGAGAUUCACAACGAGCUUAUUGAGUGCCCAGACUUUAAUCUUGAUCUUUUGUGCAAGGAGAUGAAAGAGAAGGCGAGAUGUGACGUAUUGAAGAAGGUUCCUAUGACCGAAUAUGAAGUUAAAGCCUAUGUGGAUUCUUUCCAACCUUUUCAUUGAUUAAAAAGAAAAAUCAAUAUAGGACUCCUUGUAAAAUUCUCCAUCUACCUUUUCUUUUUAUUUUUAUUGUUUAUGUACUUUCCCUUUCUCUUCUUUGAUUGUCAACAUGCUCUCACCUUAGUUCUUCCUUUACACCCAUCUCUUUCGCUCGAUCUCUCUCUCUCUAUUUUUUUUUCCUACAUGCCCAAUGUAUUCAUUUUCAUAUAUUUUCUUUUUUUUAAAAAUUUUUCCAUUCAAUAUGCACAUUUAACAGCUGUUAUCUUUAAUGAUCGAUUCUUUUUUUUUUCUUUUUUUUCUUUUUUGUUGACUCAAAAAAUAAAAUAAAGAUCCCCUCCUCCUCCUCC